AUGACCUACUCCCUCUCCCACUGGGUCAGCUGUGGACACCCAGGGUAUAUCCUGACCUGCUCCCUCUCACUCUGGGUCAGCUGUGGACACCCAGGGUAUAUCCUGACCUGCUCCCUCUCCCACUGGGUCAGCUGUGGACACCCAGGGUAUAUCCUGACCUGCUCCCUCUCCCACUGGGUCAGCUGUGGACACCCUGGGUAUAUCCUGACCUGCUCCCUCUCCCACUGGGUCAGCUGUGGACACCCUGGGUAUAUCCUGACCUGCUCCCUCUCCCUCUGGGCAGACUGUUAUGCAUCACCUCACUCACACACACCCAAAACACACACACAUACACACACCUUACACACUGAGCUACCAUGUGCUGUAUCUGUCUAUCAUCCUUAUGGCUUCUCUUGUCUCUUUCUCAUUACAGAGAUAAAUGGAGCUGGUUUCUUUCUCAUUACAGAGAUAAAUGGAGCUGGUUUCUAUCUCAUUACAGAACUGAAUGGAGCUGGUUUCUAUCUUAUUACGGAGAUAAAUGGAGCUGGUUUCUGUCUCAUUACAGAGAUAAAUGGAGCUGGUUUCUAUCACAUUACAGAAAUAAAUGGAGCUGGUUUCUAUCUCAUUACAUAACUGAAUGGAGCUGGUGUCUAUCUCAUUACAGAGCUGAAUGGAGCGACCAUCCAUUUCUUUAUUUCUGCAUCUGCUGUAUGAAUACAUCUAAUCUAAUUGAUUAAUAAACAGAUUCAUUCAGUUCUAGGUUAGGGUUAGGUAAGUUUAUGUGUGUGUAUCAGUGGGUGAGUACAUGAGUAUGCAUGUGCGUAUGUGUGUGUAUCCUUUUAUAUGUGUGUGUGCCUGUGUGUGUGUAUCCUUGUAUGUGUGUGUGUGCCUGUGUGUGUGUAUCCUUGUAUGUGUGUGUGUGUGUGUGUAUGUGUGUGUGUAUCCUUGUAUGUGUGUGUGCCUGUGUGUGUGUAUCCUUGUGUGUGUGUGUGCCUGUGUGUGUGUAUCCUUGUAUGUGUGUGUGUGCCUGUGUGUGUGUAUCCUUGUAUGUGUGUGUGUGUGUAUGUGUGUGUGUAUCCUUGUAUGUGUGUGUGUGUAUGUGUGUGUAUCCUUGUAUGUGUGUGUGUGUGUAUGUGUGUGUAUCCUUGUGUGUGUGUGUGUAUCCUUGUGUGUGUGUGUAUGUGUGUGUAUCCUUGUAUGUGUGUGUGUGUGUAUGUGUGUGUAUCCUUGUGUGUGUGUGUGUAUCCUUGUGUGUGUGUGUGUGUAUCCUUGUGUGUGUGUGUAUCCUUGUGUGUGUGUGUGCCUGUGUGUGCCCCACCUUGCUCCCAGUCUGACAUCCUGACACAUUUCAACAAUCAAUGUUGAAAAUAAAUCUGAGGAUGUGAUUGGAAAUGAACUUGACAUCUGUAGCGUAAUGAGGCCCUGUAAUUGGAUAAACAGUGUAUCUGAUGUCACAGAUGACUGCAGACCAAGGAUGUGUGUGUGUGUGUGAGCUGUCAGACAGAUGAGAGACCCUAACCAUAACCCUAACCCUUGCCUCAACCCUAACCCUAACCCUAGCCUCAGCUCUCUGCCUUGAUUGAUCCCUCAGGCAAAAACCCGUCCAAUGUUCUCUCACCCUCUCCAGACCAGACUGACUUGCAAUGUGCAGACAGAGCAGGAAGUUGCAAAAGGCCCGUGCAACCCAAGGUUUGAUACCAGCACAAACAGAAACCCUCUUAAACCUAAACCUAGACUCAAACCUAACCUAACCCUAACCUCAACCCUAACCCUAACCCUAACCCUAACCAUAACCCUAACCCUAACCCUAGCCUCAACCAUAACCCUAACCCUAGCCUCCACCCUUCCUGCUGUCAGGUGAGGUAUGCCUCAUUGCCAUAGAGAUAACCUCACUAGGGGUUAAUAUACAGGGAGCCAGGAUUUGAGAACCAUUGUUGUAGACUUCUGUAUGAGUAAUACAUGUCCUGUAUGUGACUCAUGGGUCUGGCCUUGGCCUGAAUUAUCUGCCGGAACCUUCUAAUAGAUAAACCCUUUAUUCAGAAAGAACAUGGGUUAGCCUUGAAUAUGAAAUCGAAUUAAUAAAAUGCGGAUGAGGUAAUAAUAUACGCCAUUGGCAGACGCUUUUAUCCAAAGCCACUUACUGUAGUGAAUGUAUAAAUUUGUAUGGGGGGGGGGCAGGUAUUACUUGGCAGGUGUCAGUAUGAUGUGUGUACCUCCCACUGAAACCCAACCAUUUAGUUUGACCCCCACAGUACUGUAAUGACCAGACCAAGAGCCAAAGACCCAGAGCUCAGAUCUGUCCAACCCAGGGGAAGAGGCCCUCCACCUCCCCCCUCCCAUGGAGAGACAGCAGGUGCCCUUUAAAACUGACAGGCCUUUCUUCUCCAGGCUCACCCAGGCUCUCAGGGAUCAUUACUGGACUGUUAGUCCCAGGGGUCCAUUAUACUGGAUGUGGUGGGUAGGAGGUCUCAGUACGUCAGCUCAGUACUGGAUGUGGUGGGUAGGAGGUCUCAGUUACGUCAGCUCAGUACUGGAUGUGGUGGGUAGGAGUCUCAUACGUCAGCUCAGUACUGGAUGUGGUGGGUAGGAGGGUCUCAGUACGUCAGCUCAUACUGGAUGUUGGUGGGGUAGGACGGGGGGUCUCAGUACGUCAGCUCAGUACUGGAUGUGGUGGGUAGGAGGUCUCAGUACGUCAGCUCAGUACUGGAUGUGGUGGGUAGGAGGUCUCAGUACGUCAGCUCAGUACUGGAUGUGGUGGGUAGGACAUCUCAGUAUGUCAGAUAUGAAUAAGAACGGAGGAGAAAGGAGGAUCAGUGGGUAAGAUCUUAGCGCUGUAUGCUUCUCUGAAAUACAAGUAUAUGAUAGGGUUUUAAUAUUGCCUAUGUUGUUGCCUUGGCAAGACAAUGACAAAGGUGUUGGCUGAUGUAGAAACAGACUGGUACUCAGCGGGCUGUAAUUGGAUCACCAGGUGCACUCUACAGCAUAACAUAUGCUGCUUCUCUGUGGGCUCACUACAUAGGACUAACAGAACACCUCCAUCUCCUCAAUCAGGUGAAUGGUAGGGACUUGGAAUGGCAGGGAUGUGAGAAUGGUAGGGACUUGGGAAUAGUAGGGACUUGGGAAUGUUAGGGACUUGGGAAUGGUAGGGACUUGAGAAUGGUAGGGACUUGGGAAUGGUUGGGACUUGGGAAUGGUAGGGACUUGGGAAUGGUCGGGACUUGGGAACGGUAGGGACUUGGGAAUGGUAGGGACUUGGGAAUGGUAGGGACUUGAGAAUGGUAGGGACUUGGGAAUGGUAGGGACUUGGGAAUGGUAGGGACUUGGGAACGGUAGGGACUUAUGAAUGGUAGGGACUUGGGAAUGGUAGGGACUUGGGAAUGGUAGGGACUUGGGAAUGGUAGGGACUUGGCUGUGGGAAGAGACUAGCUUUUGUGAUACUGACUCACCACAUAGACACCUAGUUAUUCCUGUACAGUGUACAUAGGUUUAAGACUCUUCUAAUUCCCACCCCAUAGACUUCUAGUUAUUCCUGUACAGGUUUGAGACACUUCUAUCUCUUCCCCGUUCAGGUGAAUGGCAGGGACUACUCCAAAGCCAGCCAUGAUGAGGUGGUGGAGGUCAUCAGGAGAGACCCCAUCGUGGUGCAGGUUGUCCGUCACCAUGGCAACCCCGCCCACGCACACCAAACAUUUAAGGAGGUGCACGUGGUGGACGUGUGCACGCAGACUGACAUCACCUUCGAACACAUCAUGGCCCUGGCUAAGCUGAGACCUGCUACUCCACCUGUACCCGACAUCUGCCCCUUCCUGCUGUCAGACAGGUGAGGAGCAUCUAACCCUAACCCUAACCCUAACAUUAACCUUAACCCUUACCCUAACCCUAGCCUCAAACCUUACCCUAACCCUCAACCCUAACCCUAACCUGCUAUCUGCCACUUCCUGCUGUCAGACAGGUAAGGGGCAUCUAAUCCUAACCCUAACCCUAACCCUAACAUUAACCUUAACCCUUACCCUAACCCUAGCCUCAAACCUUACCCUAACCCUCAACCCUAACCCUAACCCUAACCUGCUAUCUGCCACUUCCUGCUGUCAGACAGGUGAGGGGCAUCUAACCCUAACCCUAACCCUAACCCUAACAUUAACCUUAACCCUUACCCUAACCCUAGCCUCAAACCUUACCCUAACCCUCAACCCUAACCCUAACCUGCUAUCUGUACCUUCCUGCUGUCAGGUGAGGUAUGCCUCGUUGCCAUAGAGAUAACCUCACUAGGGGGUUAAUAUACAAGGAGCCAGGAUUUGAGAACCAUUGUAGACUUCUGUAUGAGUAAUGCAUGUCCUGUAUGUGACUCAUGGGUUUGGCCUCAUGGAUUUUCUGCCAGAACUUUCUAAUACAGUGAGGGAAAAAAGUAUUUGAUCCCCUGCUGAUUUUGUACGUUUGCCCACUGACAAAGAAAUGAUCAGUCUAUAAUUUUUAUGGUAGGUUUAUUUGAACAGUGAGAGACAGAAUAACAACAACAAAAAUCCAGAAAAACGCAUGUCAAUAAUGUUAUAAAUUGAUUUGCAUUUUAAUGAGGGAAAUAAGUAUUUGACCCCUCUGCAAAACAUGACUUAGUACUUGGUGGCAAAACCCUUGUUGGCAAUCACAGAGGUCAGACGUUUCUUGUAGUUGGCCACCAGGUUUGCACACAUCUCAGGAGGGAUUUUGUCCCAAUCCUCUUUGCAGAUCUUCUCCAAGUCAUUAAGGUUUCGAGCCUGACGUUUGGCAACUAGAACCUUCAGCUCCCUCCACAGAUUUUCUAUGGGAUUAAGGCCUGGAGACUGGCUAGGCCACUCCAGGACCUUAAUGUGCUUCUUCUUGAGCCAAUCCUUUGUUGCCUUGGCCGUGUGUUUUGGGUCAUUGUCAUGCUGGAAUACCCACCCACAACCCAUUUUCAAUGCCCUGGCAGAGGGAAGGAGGUUCUCACCCAAGAUUUGACGGUACAUGGCCCCGUCCAUCGUCCCUUUGAUGCGGUGAAGUUGUCCUGUCCCCUUAGCAGAAAAACACCCCCAAAAGCAUAAUGUUUCCACCUCCAUGUUUGACGGUGGGGAUGGUGUUCUUGGGGUCAUAGGCAGCAUUCCUCCUCCUCCAAACACGGCAAGUUGAGUUGAUGCCAAAGAGCUCCAUUUUGGUCUCAUCUGACCACAACACUUUCACCCAGUUCUCCUCUGAAUCGUUCAGAUGUUCAUUGGCAAACUUCAGAAGGGCAUGUAUAUGUGCUUUCUUGAGCAGGGGGACCUUGCGGCCGCUGCAGGAUUUCAGUCCUUCACGGUGUAGUGUGUUAUCAAUUGUUUUCUUGGUGACUAUGGUCCCAGCUUCCUUGAGAUCAUUGACAAGAUCCUCCCGUGUAGUUCUGGGCUGAUUCCUCACCGUUCUCAUGAUCAUUGCAACUCCCCGAGGUGAAAUCUUGCAUGGAGCCCCAGGCCGAGGGAGAUUGACAGUUAUUUUGUGUUUCUUCCAUUUGCGAAUAAUCGCACCAACUGUUGUUACCUUCUCACCAAGCUGCUUGGCGAUAGUCUUGUAGCCCAUUCCAGCCUUGUGUAGGUCUACAAUCUUGUCCCUGACAUCCUUGGAGAGCUCUUUGGUCUUGGCCAUGGUGGAGAGUUAGGAAUCUGAUUGAUUGAUUGCUUCUGUGGACAGGUGUCUUUAAUACAGGUAACAAGCUGAGAUUAGGAGCACUCCCUUUAAGAGAGUGCUCCUAAUCUCAGCUCGUUACCUGUAUAAAAGACACCUGGGAGCCAGAAAUCUUUCUGAUUGAGAGGGGGUCAAAUACUUAUUUCCCUCAUUAAAAUGCAAAUCAAUUUAUACAAUUUUUGACAUGCGUUUUUCUGGAUUGUUUUGUUUUUAUUCUGUCUCUCACUGUUCAAAUAAACCUACCAUUAAAAUUAUAGACUGAUCAUUUCUUUGUAGUGGGCAAACGUACAAAAUCAGCAGGGGAUCAAAUACUUUUUUCCCUCACUGUAGAUAAACCCUUUAUUCAGAAAGAACAUGGGUUAGCCUUGAAUAUGAAAUUGAAUUAAUAAAAUGCGGAUGAGGUAAUAAUGUAGACAUUAGUAGACACUUUUAUCCAAACUGACUUACUGUAGUGAAUGUAUACAUUUGUAUGGGUGUCCCCUUGGAUGGUUCUCCUCAACACGGAGAUGCUUUAUUAUGGGUUACGUCAACCUGAUGUGGUUGUUCAGAGCCGCCUCUACUGUAUCAUGGUGGACAGCAGCAUUAACCCCCCCCCCCCCCCCCCCCCAAGUACAGCUGAUCACAUCCCUUUAAUGUCAUCAGGCUGCUCUCCAACCCACGUGUAAUAGUUGUGUCUGCAGUGCAGUCACACUGCCGCAUCCAUUUCCUUUAAGAGUUUACAAGGUGAUUAAAAACAAACUCAUUCUCCAUCUAUUUAUAGGUCUUUACUGGGCCCCAGAUUAAAUCAAUUUGUCCUAUAAACCACAAAUCAUCCGUUCCCUCGUCUGUGAUACGGCUGAUAAGGGGGAGGCAGUAUGGAUGCUGGUGUGAUUAGAAAUAACAGUGAUGUUACUGUGGGCUGGUUAUACCCAGGGCUGCGAUGUCGCUGCAUACAUGCCAAGUAAGCAUCUGCAAAUCAAUGUAUUACAGAGGAGAUAAAACCCACUUACAUGGGUUUUAUGUCUCGUUAAAAUGUGUCUAUGUUUCAAAUGAAACAAUGUGUGUAUAGAUCCAUGCCAUUAGUUGCUUUAUUGGGGGUUGUAAAAGGGAUUUUUGCUAGCGACCGAUAUGUACAACGCAGGGAGAAAGGUGUUAAAACCAGCUUGCUACUCACACAUCUUUCUUUCUUUCUCCCCCUCUCUCCCCUCUCUCCCCCUCUCUCGCCCUCUCUUUCUUUUCCUCCCCAGCUGUCACUCCAUCCACACCAUGGAGCAUGAGUUCUACGAGUGUCCAGAGUACCUCUCCAACACCCCAGCUGAAGUGGACAUGCCAGAUGAGUUUGAGUACGAGGUAAGUCAAUAUUGAGCCCCACAAAUUCCUGCCAUGACAAUUCUCCCACAGCGAUUAUAUUGACAAGUCAUCUGGCUCUUGGUCAAAUAUAGUGCUCCCUACUUAUGCCCUACAAAGCUAAUUACAACCACAUAUCCCGGCAACUCAUUUUGUCAUCCAAAUGAUAAAGAUUAAAAUACCGGAAUGAAUCUUACUACCUCAGUUUGGUAUGUUUUCCCUAUAAAGAAGGACACUUGUCAGACACACUUGCAGUGUUGAUAAAUAGCCUAACUGGGAAGCUGGGAGGCUGGGAGGCUGGGUGGAGAAUGUAAUUUGUGUCAGAGAGGCAGUGACUGUGGGAGACAUGAGGUGAGGUGAGGUGAGGUGAGGUGAUGGGUGACGUGGUAGUGUGUGUUUGUGCAGUGGUGGUGCUCGUUUAAUGGCCGCCCGUGGUUCACUGCACAGGAUUCUGGGUCAUUAGUGUUCCUCUGCUGCCAGCUGUGGUUUAACUGCCUCUUCUGACUAAAUGGAUGGAUGUCUCUCUGUGUGAGAGAGGGAUGAGAGACGGUGUGAAGUUUGAGCACACACUCACAGGCACACACACACACAAGUACGCACACAGGCACACACACGCGCGCAGGCAAGCACGCACGCACACACACACACACACACACACUGGCCAGCCCAACUGAGGCAGGGUCAGUGUCAGGUCAUGACCUGAUUUCUGAUGUUAUGGCUACUCUUUCCCCUCAAACACACACACACACCUGGCCCUCAAUUACUCUUUGUUCAGUCAAGUGUAUCUAACUGUACCCUGAAUGGCCUUGCUCCUCAAGGGAAGGGAAGAGUUGCCCUAGCAGCUCAGGGAAAUUAGCUGUGAAGGAUGUGUUUAGCCUGGCUUCAUACUAACUUAAGCACAGCUACAGUGCAGCUGUGGGAGGUUUUUCUUCCCAGUGACCUGCUAUAAAAACAACACACAGAUGCAGAUGAUCUUCUACCAUGGUCUCUCUAGGUGGUGUCUCUCUAACCUCAGAGAGUACAUCCACAGGUUAUUACUGACGAUUAUAAGGUGGUUUACCCCUUUACGAGUUAAUGUACUGCCUGCACUACACACUGUGAUUUCUCACUCUAGGAGGGAGUCUCUAAUCUAACCUCAAAGAUCUCCAGAUUACAAGGUUGUGUCCUGUACUACACACUGUGAUUGUUCUCUCUGACAGUAGGGAGCUAGUGUUCUCUAAUCUCUCAGUACAUGGUAGUUAAUCAACAGUCAUGGUGCGUUCAUGUCAACCACUUUUCUCGACCGUUCUGAACCGUUCUAAACUGUGUGGAGGUGCGGAGUCUACUCGCCAGCAACAGCUGAGUCCUAGUGAAAAGCGCCCUUCCUCCUUUGAGGGAAAAAUGGCUGUUUAUUGUGGCUAGAUGUUGAAGAAAUGAAUGUAUUUUUUGAAUCAGUCACCUCUGUGCUUUAGCUCUAAUCUUUCCCAACUGCCACCAGGAAUCCUUUGGAAAUUAGGGUAUCCCUUUAAUUAGGGUAUCCCUUUAUUUGGGUAUCCCUUUAAUUAGGGUAUCCCUUUAAUUAGGGUAUCCCUGUUAUAGUCCCUUCUUUCUACCCCCUGCCUUCCAACUGUAACUUCACAAGUAAAAUACAUUUGGCAGAGCAAAAUGUCAAACUGUACAAUUAUAUAUUUCUGUUUCUUCCCAACACAGCAGUGACUAAACAGACCAGGGUUAAUACACCUGCAACAUUAAGGGAACACGCUGUGAAGUAAAUGCCAUCGGUGCGACCAUCAAAGACAUCCCCAGUGGGACACCCGUCUGUGUUUUGUUUGAUAUGAGGUUUUAGUGCAAUUGAUGUACAGACCACACUCUGGGCUGGGGGACAUGGUAGGUGUGUGAUGUGUUACCAUGGUGAGGAGAGGUUAGGAACCACACAACAAGAAUAAGCAAAGACCACAGGAGGUGGGAUGUCAUUUAUCAGACAAUAAUUCAACAUCAAUUGCAGUCUUAACUGGUCUGGAAUGAUGCAGCUUUAGUACCAAUGCCACAGUAUACCAUGGUGAUAGUGGGUUACUUGUUGAAUUUGUUUCAGUGAUACAGUUGGUUUACAUUCAAACACACACACACACACACACACACACAAGCGUAUGAAUGCACACACACAUGCACUCACUCUCACACACUAUUUCACCCUUUGCAGAGAUUUACUGGGGGAACUUCGUGUUUCUCCCUAUGGGUGCACACAGAACUAUGUUGAUCAACAUUUUGGUCUCGGUGAAGUUGGGGCACCAAGGUAUGUGUUGUUUAAAGGGGAAUUUCACCCUGGGGGAAUCAUGUCUGAGGCAUGUUUCACACAUACUUGCCCAGGAGGAAGGCAGGUCAGGGCUUCGCGCUCUGAAUGAUACACCCUAUGACAUCUUCCGGUGUAUUGAUGGGGGGGGGGGGGGAGCGAGAUCUAAAAAUGAAUGUAGUCCUACUUUGUGGUAUUUCGUGAAGACUCUAUGUUAUAUUGAUUGCACUAUACGUUUUUGUGGGUGCAGAUAUGGUUGUCCUUGUUCCAUAUAGCCAUUGGACGUCUGUCAGUGAUGUUCCUAUUGGCGGAUUCAUUGCUAAAUAUACAAGCAGACACAUUUUUUCCAUUCUAUGAAAGACUACAACUUGUGUUGGGCGGUGCUUCAUGCUCUGGCCCCUGUCCUUCCUCCGAGGCAGGCUUUUUUGUAAAAGAGGCUAUAUCAACAAUUCUAUUUUUACCUCUAAUUGAGAAUCUUCCGUUUUGUUGUGAAAGGAAAAAAAAUAGAUGGUAUCGCAUCACUUCUCAACUGUCGUUGAAAUUGAUUCCCUAACAGUUCAGUCUGAUAAUCUUUGAUCACCGCAUCAUUCUUGAUAGCCGCAAGCCACUAGGAGAAUCAGGGUGAAUCUCUGGUAGGUAGAACGGUGAAAGGUAACACAUUUUUGCGCUUGUUUGUAAUUAGCACAGCCAGGCACAGAACAACACACAGGCAUGAUGACAAAUAUUAGUGAAAAACAAACGUUUACAAAAAAACCUUGCCAAGAGAAGUUCUGAGAUGACUGUGUGUUGGAGGUUCCAAGUAAACAACGGCAUUAUUGAAGUUGUGGCCACGCCCCCUUGUGGCCACGCCCCCUCUACCUUCGCUAUGAAUGCCAGACUAUUUGGUUCACUUUUUGGUUCCUGAUUCUACCAGUGAAAUGAAAAUGUCAGAGUUCUAGCUUGUGGUUUGGAUAAUUGUGAUGUUUAUGAUAAAAACGUAAUGAUGCUAAUAUAGCAAUGACUAUAUGCCAUGGCAGAGCCAGGGUGAAAUUCCCCUUUAAUGAACAACUGGAACAGGGCUUGAUGGGACUGGAGUCUGAACCCCACUAGAGUGAAUAGUGAAUAUUUCAUCACCGUGGUAACCACAGCCUACUCCGUCUGGGGAUCUACUCUGGCUCCUAGCUGAAUAUCAUCAGUAGAAAUUAGCAGAGGGCCUUAAUGCUGGAAGCAUUCAUUUUAAGAGGGUCUGUAUAAUUAUCUCAUACUUAUCUAACUUUAGAAAUAGAUAAUUCACCCUUCUGUGUCACUAACCUACUUCCUACACAAUGGUGCAGAAUGAAGUCAGUACCAUAUGUUGAUAUGAGCAUAGAUUUAAUUUCCUGGCAACAGCUCUCUAGUUAGUGACAAUUCUCAGAGACUAAGCUCAGAGUAUUCAUAAAGCGUUUCAGAGAGUGCUGAUCUCCCCCUGGUCCAUCCAUUAUAACCUGAAAGGCUAACUGAUCCUAGAUCAGCACUCCUACUCUGAGACGUUUUUUUGAAUAUGGGCCCAGCUUUUGAACUUGAAAAGAACAAGGUCAUUAUGAAGUCUGUUCAGGUAACACAUCUCUGUUGGACUCCUCUCCUCUCCGUUGUGAAUUCUCUCUGUUCUGUUCUGUCUCUACAGCAGGUAGAGCUGUGCCGGCUCAACAGUCAGGAGAAGUUGGGUCUGACGCUGUGCUAUCGGACUGACGAUGAAGAGGAUACAGCUAUCUACGUCAGCCACGUAAGCACCACCACCAUCACCACAAAUCCUUAGGGGCAACUCAGACUUAGGAAAUGUACGCCUUUCUUACACACGCCUUUCCUACGCACUUCUCAGUAGUUGGUAUUCAGACUUACCUUAUGGCGUGGUUCCCUAGCGUGCUGAAUAAAUGUAAUUCAACUGCUGAAAAACCUCCCACUUGCUGGCCAACAGAUUUUCCUGUGGAGUUCAUUCAAUAGUGGUUUCAGUACAUUUAUCUAAAGUCAUCACUUUACAUUUGGUGUACCUUCAUUAUAACUUUCUCGACAGGCUCACUAGAAUAUAUUGAGAGAACGGUUCAGAAUAUUAGGGAUCAAUUAAAGAAAACCAUCAAUUGUAAAUACACGCAUAUUCGUUUCCUUUUCAGCACCAGUUGUUAGAUUUUAAAAUACUCUGAUCUUGUAUAUUAUUUAGGGUUAGGAAAGUAUUUAUGAAUCUUUUUUUUUUUUUUAAGUUUGGAGAGCCUUUAUGCACAAAAUAUAUCGGUGAAUCAAAAAUACAGUGGUUUUAUUCAUCCUGAAAGUUGCCAUAUUCAAUUGUUCAAUCCAUGAAAUAUUAGAAGGUGAGAAAAGUGUCCAAUAGGGGUUGAGCAGUAGUCCUAUAAAUAUAUCCUAAUAACCCUCACUAAUCACGAAACUGUGAUGACAACGGUCCAGUCGUGAUGGUCUGAGUUCCAUGAUGAUUCAAUAGAGUCCAUGCCCUAAAUUAUUGCACAACUUGUAAUACGUUCGCCUAAUACAGUAUGAUCCACUAUUACUAGCGAUCCUCAGGAACAACCACAUGAACGUGACAGAGGAAGGUAAACUAACGAUGUAAUGGAAUGAUGCAAAACGUAAGGAAACAAACACUAAAGUGACAGUUAUAAAUGUAUGUGAGUAUAACUGAAGGUGGCUACAUACAGUGAGGGAAAAAAAGUAUUUGAUCCCCUGCUGAUUUUGUACGUUUGCCCACUGACAAAGAAAUGAUCAGUCUAUAAUAUUAAUGGUAGGUUUAUUUGAACAGUGAGAGACAGAAUAACAACAAAAAAAUCCAGAAAAACGCAUGUCAAAAAUGUUAUAAAUUGAUUUGCAUUUUAAUGAGGGAAAUAAGUAAUUGACCCCCUCUCAAUCAGAAAGAUUUCUGGCUCCCAGGUGUCUUUUAUACAGGUAACGAGCUGAGAUUAGGAGCACACUCUUAAAGGGAGUGCUCCUAAUCUCAGUUUGUUACCUGUAUAAAAGACACCUGUCCACAGAAGCAAUCAAUCAGAUUCCAAACUCUCCACCAUGGUCAAGACCAAAGAGCUCUCCAAGGAUGUCAGGGACAAGAUUGUAGACCUACACAAGGCUGGAAUGGGCUACAAGACCGGUUGGUGCGAUUAUUUGCAAAUGGAAGAAACACAAAAGAACUGUCAAUCUCCCUCGGCCUGCAAGAUCUCACCUCGUGGAGUUGCAAUGAUCGUGAGAACGGUGAGGAAUCAGCCCAGAACUACACGGAAGGAUCUUGUCAAUGAUCUCAAGGCAGCUGGGACCAUAAUCACCAGGAAAACAAUUGGUAACACACUACGCCGUGAAGGACUGAAAUCUUGCAGCGCCCGCAAGGUCCCCCUGCUCAAGAAAGCACAUAUACAUGCCCGUCUGAAGUUUGCCAAUGAACAUCUGAAUGAUUCAGAGGAGAACUGGGUGAAAGUGUUGUGGUCAGAUGAGACCAAAAUUGAGCUCUUUGGCAUCAACUCAACUCGCCGUGUUUGGAGGAGGAGGAAUGCUGCCUAUGACCCCAAGAACACCAUCCCCACCGUCAAACAUUACGCUUUGGGGGUGCUUUUCUGCUAAGGGGACAGGACAACUUCACCGCAUCAAAGGGACGAUGGACGGGGCCAUGUACCGUCAAAUCUUGGGUGAGAACCUCCUUCCCUCAGCCAGGGCAUUGAAAAUGGGUCGUGGAUGGGUAUUCCAGCAUGAAAAUGACCCAAAACACACGGCCAAGGCAACAAAGGAGUGGCUCAAGAAGAAGCACAUUAAGGUCCUGGAGUGGCCUAGCCAUAGAAAAUCUGUGGAGGGAGCUGAAGAUUCGAGUUGCCAAACGUCAGCCUCAAAACCUUAAUGACUUGGAGAAGAUCUGCAAAGAGGAGUGGGACAAAAUCCCUCCUGAGAUGUGUGCAAACCUGGUGGCCAACUACAAGAAACGUCUGACCUCUGUGAUUGCCAACAAGGGUUUUGCCACCAAGUACUAAGUCAUGUUUGCAGAGGGUUCAAAUACUUAUUUCCCUCAUUUAAAAUGCAAAUCAAUUUAUAACAUUUUUGACAUGCGUUUUUCUGGAUUUUUUUGUUGUUAUUCUAAUAAUAAUAAUAAUAUGCCAUUUAUCCAAAGCGACUUACAGUCGUGCGUGCAUACAUUUUUUGUGUAUGGGUGGUCCCGGGGAUCGAACCCACUACCUUGGCGUUACAAGCGCCGUGCUCUACCAGCUGAGCUAGGGGGAUCAAAUACUUUUUUCGCUCACAACAUGAUACAAAUAUUUUUUUUAAAAUACAGUGAACAGUCCAGGCAUAUAAUGAAAACAUUCUAGAAAUCAUAAAUCAACUUGAUAGGUAUGUUUCAGUUUGCUGCCAUAUGACUGGUUUUACAUUUGUCUCCAGUGAUCAUAAGGUAAAAUAUAACUAAAACAAUUGUCAUUUACAAUCCCUUUAUCCAAACGGCUUACUCAUUUACCUAGCUCUUAUCAAUAGGUCUUAUCAAUUAGUAAAUCACAGUACAUGGGGAAUGGUGUUAUUUCUAUCUGAAAAAAAAAAAGAAAGCAGAUGUUGUUCCACUUGGAACCGACAGGUUGCUCAACCACAUUCAUCGUUUCAUCGUGCGUAAAGGUGGUGGAAUAAUUGGGGAAUUAAGUCAAAUUCAGAAUACAGCGUAUCUGUAGACACCUCCGCCACACCUUAAUUUGUUUGAUCUCCACCCGAACAAAUAGCGGGUGAAUAGCAUGCUGUUCUCAUGCUUAAAUUCAAGGUCAGAGUACACAUAGAGAGAAAUGGGUAUAAAAAAGGGAUACGUUCCAUUUAUGCUCAUUUAACUCUGGUCGGAAUUCCCCCCCGAGAUUCGAUCUUCCCCAGAGAAGUGUCCUGUUGGUAGGACACAGAUCUAUCCAUGCCCCCCUCCUGAGUCUGGUUCUCUGGCAUACGGUCAUGUGACAAACUGCACUCCAAGGGCUUGGUUAAAGGAAGGGAAGAGACACGGCGUGUUAGAAUAAAUCAAACAAGGAAUCCCACCGCAUAUCAAUUACCUUUUAUAGUCAGAAGCAAUUAAAAGAUAACCGUGAAUUCCCAUUUGAUAGCAUAUACGUUGUGGAAUAUUGACUGACUUCAAAUGAAUUAGGUGUUAAGGAAUGAGGAAGUGUUUGAAUGUUUGCCAAGCAAAUAAUAUCUCUUCCGCCCCGAAUGAACCAUGCAUGGAGAGAGGAGAGGAAAGUAAGUCAAGUUUGAAAUACUCCCCUCGUUCUGUUCAAUAUUCUAAUUGAGGAUUUUAAUUAGUCCACAGUGAGUGACAUCCUUCCUUCUCGUCUCCUGCAAAGUGUAAAAUGACACAUUUUCCCGCCACCGCGUCUGCAUACCAAAGAGCAAAGAGACAGUUGAGUGGAAAUAAUCUCUCUCAGACUAAAGUAAAAUUGAAGCUCUCAUUCUCUCUCAUUCUGGUGGUGUGUGUGUGUGUGUUCGUGUGUGUGUGUGGUAUUGCCUUGCUCUUACACCAGCUUUCUCUUCAAUAAACCGAAGCGUUACCUCAGGUAAAGUAGGAACAGCACCUGCAGUUGCCUCAUAACCUAGGAACAGCACCUGCGGUUGCCUCAUACCCUUCUAACAUCAUGUAAUAACCCAAAACAGGGUAUUUGUCUAACUUUUGAUUCCAGAACAUGCUUAUCAGCCUCAUUAAAAUGUAUUUUUGUAGAUAAUGUUGGAGUCACUUUUCUUGUGGAAGCGUAGGUAUGCUUUUCCUGUUGGUUUUCAACAUGUAUGUACAUCUCUUGAUCUUGACUGGGAGAUCUACAAAGUGUUUGAAAUAAUUGCAGAGAAAUUGAAGCGGUAUUGAAAUCAUACCAAAUAGAUUAGAUUCCCUCAUAAACGUAUCCACUGGGAUUGCCUGUGAAAAAUAUGAAAUGUUGAUAUUAUUUAAAUUAUAAAUAUCUACACGUUUUCAGCUUAAUAAUUUCUGACUUUUUAAUAUGCUUCCACUGUUUAUUUUCUCUUGCUAAGGGCUUUAUUUUGAUGUUCAGUUCUUUGAUGAAAGAAAUGCUUGUGUUUGAUUAAGACCGAAUUUCAAAGGUAGGAAGGAAAAAAACAGAACAGAUAGCUUCAAGGGAACGAUUCGACAUUCGAUACAAGCACUCCUCAAAAAUGAAAACAAAAUACGGAGAAAAUCAAUAAAUAUUUAGAUUCAUUCCCCUUACUUAAAUCAGGCAGGAAGAUGGUUGUUGACAUCAACAUCAGUGUUAUCUUGGUGGACAGCUACCACACUAAUAAACCUCAGAUGCUACAAUCCAUACCGUCAUAUUUCAAACUAUAUGGGAACAUCCCAAAUGGCACCCUAUACUCUAUAUAGUGCACUACUACCCAAAAGGCUCUGAUCAAAAGUAGUGCACUAUUUAGGGAAUAGGGUGCCAUUUGGGACAAACAUGCCAUUACCAUGUGAAGUUGAGCUCAAUGGAAGCGUUGAGGUCGGCGUUGUAUUGUAAAAGCAAUAUCUUCAGAUGAUGAUGAUGAUGAUGUUGACACAAAGAGAGAGCAAUGAAGGUGUUUGAUAAUGAUCCACCAGCUGUCUGUUCUAGCAGACAGUGUCAUGCCAACAGUAGUAACUUGUGUAUCUGUGUCUGGAUUGUUUUGUUUGUUCAGGUUGGACCCAAUAGCAUCGCUGCCAGGGAUGGGCGCAUUAGGGAAGGAGAUCGAAUAUUACAGGUACGUAUUUUCAUCUCAAGACCAAUUGCAUGAGCACGCACCACACACACACACACACACACUCUAAGGCACCUGUAAAGCUCUCUUCUACGAGCAGAGCUGUUGUUGUCUCGGGGCUGCAGAUCAUAUGCAUAUUUUAUGGAUACACUUAAGCUGGGAAAUGAAAGUCCUUAGUGUUGCUUUCACACAGCAGCACCACAUCCUCCCUGGCGGGUCUCUCUCUCUCUCUCUGAAAACUGUAGAGCCACCUGGGGGGUCAGACACAGUGAUACCUGCAGCUAGACUCCCACAUCAGAGGGAGAGAGAGGAGUGUGGAAGUGGGUUUGAGUGUGUGUGGUUGUGUGUAUAUGGUGUGUGUGCGUUUCUGAUUUUACUAUCCUUGUGGGGACCAGAAGUCCUCACAAAGAUAGUAAAUCAAGGAAAAUUCGGACAAGUGGGGACAUUUCGUUGGUCCCCACAAGGAAAAAGGCUAUUUUAGGCUUAGGGGUUAGGGUUACAAUUAGAAUUAGGGUUAGUGUUAGGUUUAGGAGUUAAGGUUAGGGUUAGGGUUAGGUUAAGGGUUAGGGAAAAUAUGAUUUUGAAUGGGAAUCAAUUGUUUGGUCCCCACAAGGAUAGUAAAUCAAAUGUGUGUGUGUUAGGUGUGUUAUGUGUGAACAGAGAUUAGAAGUAGUAGUCAGUGCUUUUCUACACUCCCCAGUAGUAGCAGUCAUGAUGUUAGGUGACUGGUGGCCUAAACCCUGCACAGUCUCCUCCGAUUGGAGGGCUAUGUCCCUGUUGUAUUCUGAUUGGAGGGCUGAGCCCUGGUGUUCUCUGGGUCCUAUUAUCUCUCUGUGACAACCCCAUUACUCUGCAGGGGAAAGAUGAACGCCACCUGUCACAGAACAGUUAAUUGUCUGGAUGGGCGCAGUGCUGCGCUGAGACGAGCCUUUCAUGAACACCAUGCAGCGCUCUCUCUCUCUCUCUCUCUCUCUCUCUCUCUCUCUCUCUCUCUCUCUCUCUCUCUCUCUCUCUCUUUCUCUCUCUCUCUCCCCCAUGGCUGUGGCUGGACCCCACACUCCCUCUUUAAUCAAUGCAGAGUAGAGACAGUACACAGAGCAGACCAGACAUCCUCUGCCUGCCUGUGAAAGUGUGAAUUCAUAAUUGACUGGAGGUGCUUUUCUCAGAGAGACGGAGAGGUGGAGGGAGAGAUUAAAAGGGGGAUAGUUUCCUCAAACACUCCAUCUUCUGUGAUGGAGGGAGUUAAGUGAAUGACUGUGAUGUGCACGGUAUAGGAAGGGAGUCAUUUAAAGGGGGAUGGUUUCGUCAGUCAGUCAGGAGUUAAUGAGUGUGAAGCUUUUCUUUCUUUAUCGCUGUAUGUACAGUACACUAUGUGAGUGAGUGUGUACUAGAUACAGUACUUUCUAAUCUCUUUGUGUACUAGAUACAGUACAUUCUAAUCUCUCUGUGUACUAGACACAGUAUUUUCUAAUCUCUUUGUGUACUAGAUACAGUACUUUCUAAUCUCUUUAAGUAUGUGUUUUACAUAAUUGCUUCAUUGAUUCUUCUUCUGUGGUGGAGUUUAGUUGUCAGUGAGUGUGAAAGACAGUGACAGGUUCUCUUCUUAAUCAGUAUGUGUGAACUAUAUAUUUUCUCAUCUCUUUACCUACGUUCUACCAGAUCAACGGCUGUGACGUACAGGACAGGCAGGAAGCUGUCGCUCUCCUGUCCAGUGAGGAGUCCAGGAGUAUCGUUCUCCUGGUGACCAGACCAGAGGAGGCGUGGCUUGAUGAGGAGCACAAUGAAGUCCUUGAGGAGCUGAAGAUGGAGAUCCUAGAGGAGAGGAGGAACGAGGAGGCGCAGAAGACAGGAGGAGGAGAGGAGCAGGUGAGAACAGCUUGGGGAAGACCUGGGGAAGAGAAUAUGAGCUGGACAUAGUUGGUCAUUACAUUUUACAUUUACAUUUUUACAUUUAGCAGACGCUCUUAUCCAGAGCGACUUACAGUUAGUGAGUGCAUACAUUAUAAUUUUUUUAUACUGGCCCCCCGUGGGAAUCAAACUCACAACCCUGGUGUUGCAAACACCAUGCUCGACCAACUGAGCUACACAGGACCAUUAUACACUGAGUGUACAAAACAUUCUUAAUACACACGAGAAACUGUUGAGUGUGAAAAACCCAGUAGCGUUGCAAUUCUUGAAACACUCAAACCGGUGCGCCUGGCACCUAUUACCAUACCCCGUUCAAAGGCACUUAAAUAUUUUGUCUUGCCAUUCAACCUCUGAAUGGAACACAUACACAAUCCAUGUCUACAUUUUCUCAAGGCUUAAAAAUCCUUCUUUAACCUGUCUCCUCCCCUCCAUCUACACUGAUUGAAGUGGAUUUAACAAGUGACAUCAAUAAGGGAUCAUAGCUUUAACCUGGAUUCACCUGGUCAGUCUAUGUCAUAGAAAGAGUUCUUAAUGUUUUGUCCACUCAGUGUAUAUCAUUAUAGAUAAUCAUCAUGUUGACUCCCUGUAUAAAUCAAAUGUAAAUAAAACAUCCAAACAGAUCAUAUUUCAAUGUUGAGAGUACAGAUGUCUAGGUGUUGCUAUUCUAAACAGUAUAGAUGUCCAGGUGUUGCUUUUCUUAACUCUUAAGAGCUUGUACUAGGAUUUGGGCUGAUGCAUGUUGAUAUGUUAUAGAAUAUUUUUUAUCUUUUCUACUUGUUUUUGUCACACCCUCUCUAACCAGAACUCUUUGUUCUCUUUCCAGGCCAAGCAGCUGGAGGAGGAUGACGUCAUGACAGACACGGCCACGUGUUCGUCCAAUACUCAGGACAAAGACAGCGGUAUGGGGACGGGGCGCAACGAGGAGAGCUCCGAACAGGAAGUCCUCCUAGCCCGUGUACAUCGGAGGCCUGCCCAGGGCCUGAGAGACCGAUGGAGGGCCGAGCAUGGCCAGGGGCUGGGCAGGAGGGUGGUGCCCUCGGACACCCAGGGACCCAGGGGUCUGAUCCAAGCCCAGGACGGUGAGGGCGGAGUGGGGUUAGGACUGGAGUGUGACAGCCGCUUCCAGCAGCUCGUGGAGCUCAAGUGCCAGAUCCGUAACGGCGGGGAGUGUGGUGUGUACUACAGCAGGAGAAGCACCAUGGAGUGCAGCCUGACGGAGCAGAGCGGGGUGGGGGUCAGUGAUGGAGGAGGGAUGGAACAGGAGCUGAGGAUGUUGAACGAGGAGCUGAGGAGUAUCGAGCUGGAGUGUCAGAGCAUCAUGCAGGCCCACCAGCUCCGCAAGACCAAGAGGGACCCCCCCUGCGCCCCUAUCUGCUCCCCAGGACGGAGCCCCAAAGACGGGCGUAAGCGGCAUGCCAAGCUGGCCGAUAUCAACGAGCAUCCAGGGGAGAGGCCGUGGGACAGCGACAAGCUAAGGGGGGACAAGGACAGCUCCAGUGCCUAUAACACAGCUGAGAGCGCCAGGUCCACUCCUCUAGGCAUGGAGAGAUCCCCGGACCACUCUCUACAGAGACGCAUCAGCCUCACCAAUCAGAAGAACCUCCAGAGUACAAUGGCAGCCUCCGGCCAGUCCAUCUCCAUCCCCAUCCCAGACAGGUAUGUAGUCAAUCAAUCAAAUGUAUUUUAUUAAGCCCUUUUUAGCCUUGAGUUUAGAAAGGUGGGCCAUCAGCCGGUGGGUUCCGGUUCCAAUCCCGGGUCUGACAUUUCUAUUAUAGACAAUGGAUAAUAAUGUUCUUUUUCAGAGAGCUCCAGAGUGGGACCUCGACCGGGCACAGCCGACAGGAUCCCAACCCCAGCCCAGGCACCACGGUCAUCUCCAGCAGCCCCGACCAGUCCAACCCCUCCCCCUCCGAGUCAGACCCGGCCCUGCCUGCAGACGACGAGCGCUGCGACCGCACCAGGAGCCACCGGGGGCCACCCAAGGUCCCUACCUACCCAUCCCCCUACCACACAGCCCCCCAGCAGGGCCAGGGCGCCUCUCCGGCCCACGCCAGACACCUUCAGAGCUACAUGCAGCAGCUCCUCCAGCAGACCUCCAGUCUGGAGACCUACUCCCAGUCCCAGCUCAGCCUCCUCAGUGUCUGCCGGGAGCGCUCCGGCCGCCCGGGGGAACCACGCCUCGAGUGGAAGGUCAAAGUUCGAGCCGACGGGACGAAGUAUGUAACCCGGCGCCCGGCGAGGGACCGAAUUCUUCGAGAACGGGCGCUGAGGAUCAGGGAGGAGCGUAGUGGAGGGAUGACCACGGACGACGACGCUAUGUCCGAGAUGAAGAUGGGGCGGUACUGGAGUAAAGAGGAGAGGAAGCAGCAGCUGGCUAGAGCCAGGGAGCAGAGGAGGAGGAGGGAGUACAUGCAGAGGAGCCGGCUGGAGUGUCUCAGAGAGGGGCCGGGGAGCGGGGCCGAGGGCCGUAAAGAGGUCAACAUCCUGGAACUCAGCCACAAGAAGAUGAUGAAGAAACGCAACAAGAAGAUCCUGGAUAACUGGAUGACCAUCCAGGAACUAAUGAGUCACGGGGCCAGAGCACCUGAGGACCAGGGGACUAAACAAGUACACAAUGCCUUCCUGUCUGUUACUACAGUAUAG
Messenger RNA from Coregonus sp. 'balchen', 20464 nucleotides. The record is from the annotation of a GenBank genome assembly. Lineage: Eukaryota; Metazoa; Chordata; Actinopteri; Salmoniformes; Salmonidae.